AGUUUCUUGUAUAUAUAAAACACCGAAACUCACACUCUUUCUCUGUUUCUCUCUCUAGAUCACCCCCAAUCAAUAUAUAGAGAGAGAAAGUGAGAUGUCGGACGCUGUAAUAAAUGGACUGGCCGGUGCCGGUGGUGGAAUCAUCGCUCAGCUCAUCACUUAUCCCCUUCAAACCGUAAACACGCGUCAACAAACGGAUAGAGAUCCCAAUAAAGAGAAGAAAAAGGCGGGCACUGUUGAACAGAUGUAUCAGGUUGUGCAGCUAGAAGGCUGGGGUCGGUUGUACAGUGGCUUGGCUCCCUCGCUCGUGGGCACCGCUUGUUCGCAGGGUGUUUACUAUUAUUUCUAUCAAAUAUUCAGGAGCAAGGCUGAAGCUACUGCACUUAGACGUAAGAAGGAAGGAGCCGGGGAUGGAUCUGUUGGAAUGCUUUCAUCACUCAUGGUGGCUGCUAUGUCCGGGUGUGUAAAUGUGCUGCUGACGAAUCCUAUAUGGGUAGUAGUUACCCGUAUGCAGACCCACACAAAAAAAUCUCCAUCCGGCCAGGCGAAACCUCUUGUAUCAGAGCAUACAGUUGUUGGUGGAAUAGAGCCACCUCCAUACGCAACUAGCAAUGCGGUUCAAGAAGUCUUUGAUGAAGCUGGAAUCUGGGGAUUCUGGAAAGGCGUUUUCCCGACAUUGGUUAUGGUCAGCAAUCCUUCCAUACAGUUUAUGUUGUAUGAGACCUUACUAAAGAAGUUGAAGCAGCGUCGUGCUUCAAGCAAUAGUAACAAAGGUGUAACUGCUUUAGAGAUAUUUUUGCUUGGUGCGUUGGCGAAACUUGGGGCUACAGUUGUAACUUAUCCUCUUUUAGUCGUAAAGUCAAGACUUCAAGCGAAGCAAGCAAUUGGGGUGGACAAGAAGCAUCAAUAUAAAGGCACCCUAGAUGCAAUCUUAAAGAUGAUACGUUACGAAGGGCUCCAUGGAUUCUACAAAGGAAUGAGCACAAAGAUAGUACAGAGCGUUCUUGCAGCAGCAGUUUUGUUCAUGGUAAAGGAAGAACUUGUGAAUGGAGUUCGGUGGCUACUAGUGAAGGAUGCAGCUAAUGCUGUUAAAUCUAAACCUCUGUAACCGUAUAGUAACACAACACGCCCGAUUAUCAUUGUCCACACAAGAUACUUAAAAGUUUCCAAGAAAAAACUGCCCUGGAGGGAGGAAUCGUCCCCUUCCAUUGAAAAAGUUGGCAAGGAACUAAAUGAUCAUUGUUGUAUUUGGAUUUAGUGUAUUGUUUAGUGGAUAAGCGACAAAGCAUUGUAUGGUGUUGGUUUAAUAGGUAUAAACUAUUAUUAUGAUUAUUAAAUGUGAGGACAAUCUUGUGGUA
Molecule: messenger RNA, 1358 nt
Organism: Erigeron canadensis
Lineage: Eukaryota; Viridiplantae; Streptophyta; Magnoliopsida; Asterales; Asteraceae
Product: peroxisomal nicotinamide adenine dinucleotide carrier
Exons: 11
Coding region: 95-1108 (337 amino acids)
Biological process (GO): nucleotide transport; transmembrane transport
Source: RefSeq, a predicted model, not a curated record